Messenger RNA from Phlebotomus papatasi, 11998 nucleotides. It is a transcript of the gene Loxl2, whose product is annotated as lysyl oxidase homolog 3. The record is from RefSeq and is a predicted model, not a curated record. Gene Ontology annotation, molecular function: protein-lysine 6-oxidase activity; copper ion binding. Gene Ontology annotation, biological process: peptidyl-lysine oxidation. Gene Ontology annotation, cellular component: membrane. The transcript has 9 exons. Lineage: Eukaryota; Metazoa; Arthropoda; Insecta; Diptera; Psychodidae. Bases 10459 to 11949 code for a protein of 496 amino acids.
GUAUUGAAAUUGCUCGACGGCUUCCACUUUCUUUGCGAUUGUGGUACUUGUCCUCGCUCUCUUUAUUAUGGAUCACAAUUAUCACAACUACUCAAUAAAGUUUGCCAAAAAUAUUAAAAUAAUUAUAAUAUUUAAAUAAUUAUGACAACAUUGCAUGUCGCGUACUAAAAAAUAUAACCUAACUUAAAAUCAGUCUUUUGAAAUCAACGGUCGAUAAAUUGUGGACUAUAGAGCGAUGGCCUAUAGCGGGGCUCUACUGUAAAAUAAAAAGUUUUACAGUCCUUGUAUUUUAAUCGAGACACAUUUAGAGAAAUUAUAACAAUCAAAAGGAAAUUUUUAUCUAAGAAACGAACCUCUGGCGCAGGCUUCCCAAAAGUAAUCAUUCCUAUAGUACAACGAGAUUAGAAUAAAAUCUUGGUUUAGUUUUGUUGCUCAAGGAAAAAGUGGACUAUCUGAAUGGAGAAAUGCAUAUACGGUAGGCCCCUUUUUUAUGUGAGCUGCUGAAGUAAAUCUUUACCAAUAUAAAUUACAUUUGAAUUACAGUAUAUGAAUAAAAUUACAAUAUGAAUUACAGAACGACUCCAAUAAUGUCAACUCCUAAAAAUUUUAAACACUAUUGAAAAAAUAUCGACCGCUCAGAAUAAGAAACGAAUAACUCGCGGUAGGAAAAUUUUAGAGAAAAGCGAUUUGGAGCUGAGAUUUUACAUGCAGAGUAUAGGAUUUUUGAGAUUUAAAAUCACUAUAACUUUGAAAAUAAUUAUCUUUCAAGUAUAAUAUUCACACGGAAGGUAGAGGGUAUAAAGAAAUAUUCAAAAAGCGAAUAAAACGAUUUUCGAAAUGCCUGAAAAUUCGAUUGUGAAUUAUAUUUUGCGUGUAAAGAAUUGCUUAGAGUAAACUGUUCUCAGCGACAGAAGCUAAUAAAAUUGGCUCGAUGAUAUUCAUUCUGUUCGGAAAAUAUGCAUUAGGGUAAAGGCUCAUAAUUUUGGACAGUCUUCUUAUAAGCAUCGAUGUUCCAAGUUUGAAGUGCGAUAUUUUCAAUACUAUUUGAAUUUUUUGUUACUCUCUUUUCAGAAGGGUUGUUUAGAAACUUGGCAAGGGUUUAUUGUCUUUGUUUUUACUAAAAUUAGUUUUAAUACGUUUAAAAAUGAAUUGAUAUGUAGAGGUGAAUUUGAUUCUAAUUUUGGACAACUUGGUUAUUUAUUUGGACAACUUGGCUGUAAAUUUGGACAGCUAAUCCGCCUCAACAGGAUGCCCAUUGUUCUUCAUUUCAUGAACCUAUCUUACCAAGUCCUCUUCCUGUUCAUGUAAGGGAAACGUAGAAUGCCACAAGAAGUCCAGAAAUUUGCUAUAUCACUCAUUAAAGGGAAUUGACUUCGGUACUCCAAGUACGUACGGAUUAGCGCAUUCCCUGGCCUUUCCGGGAGCCUUUCAAGGCAUUUCUCACUACAUCUCUUUCAUAGACAUGAUGCUCCUUUUUUUCUCUAGGCAUUUAUAUAACCUAGUCAUCACAAAAGUUAAAACUUCACGAAAUUUCGUGAGAAAAACAACUGUCCAAAAUAAGGAGUAAUACCUCACUAUGUCUUAGAAAAUUUUCCAUUUUUCACACGAAAAAUCUAAUUCACAAGGCAAAUCUCACUUCAGGGUAUGAAUUCUGAGAUGCGUGAGUUUUUCACGUGAGAAACUCACGACUUUUGAAUUGUCUUUUGUGAGAGUUUCGUUAAGUUUUCAUGUUAAGUGUCAUGUGAAAUACUUAAUCCACCUAAGAAUAGUAUAGUUCUCACGAAAAGUUUACAAAACGCUAACUAAAGGUGAUCGCAGAGCCGUGAAUUUCUCAUGUGAGUAACUCACGCAUCUCAGAAUUCAUACCCAGGUCAAAUUUACAAAUCACUACUAAAGUGAAUCAACACAAUAUUCAAUGAAUAUUCAAUAAUAUCACUCAAAAAGAGCGAAGAAACAUUGUUAGUACUUCACCACAGCUAAAUAAGACUGAAGUAAACACGAAGUUCUGUCAUAUUUCUCGUAAGCAAUUGCUCACACUGAAUUUUCGACAAAGCAAUUUCAACUCAAAUCGUAUUCAAAAUUUAACGUAUUUAAUGUUAAAAUCUUCCAAAAAGAACAAAUAUUUAGAUAGAAUUCAUUAUUCAUCAAAUAUUGGAUAAAAAAUCUAUAAUUUUACUCAAUUUAUUUUUAGUGUCCAAUUUUAUCCUCAAAGUGUCCAAAAUAAGAAACUGGACAAAAUUAUGAGCCUUUCCCCUAUUGGCUGCAGAAAUAUGUGCAUCAAAUAUAUUGACACUACUGGAGUAGUACUGUACCUACUACUUAUAUUUAUUUGUAUUUUAGAAUAGGUUCAAUGUCUCUUUUGGGCAAAAGAAUAUCUCUGUUAAACAAGAGGAUAAGUGUUUAUGUAAAAUCACUACAAAAUUGAUUAUUUCAGUGAAUAGUGUUAGAAAUGAGAUAAAAUCUCCCUCACGGAUUUAGUACAUGAGAGAUUGAUAAAACAUUGUACCUCAGGAAAUUCGAUAUCAGUUGAAACGACCGUGUGUUAAAUCGGAUGAAUACAAUCAAGGGUAUUGCCCUAAAAAAAAGAAACAGAAGAGAAAUGCAAUUUUGAAGAAAAAACAAACUUUCGAUUUCUAUGAAAAUAGUGAUUUUUUUCUCAACUUAAAGUGAAUCGAUAAAAGGAUUUGGGAAAAAAAACAAUCAUAAUUUUAAUAAAGAGAAACAAACUUAUACGAGAAAAUAGAUGGAUUUUCAAAUUAGCAAAUUUCUACUAUAAAACAUUCUCUCGUGAAGUAUAAUCAUCUUAAUUAAUUGAAAAUGAAUUUUAAUAUGAAAUCAUCUUUGUACCACUUCAAGGGUAGAAUGACAGAAAAAAAGAAGAAGGUGAAAAGAGGAAAAAACAUAUAAUAGGAAAAAAAUAACAAUUCAUUGAGGAAUAAAGUGCAGUGGAAAUUAAUGUGAGAGUGAUAGAUGAGGAAAAAAACACUUCUUAGCUAAUGAGUCUUUUUAAUACUGUAAAAUAACUAUGGAAUUUUUUCAAAAUGAAAUGAGUAAGAGGAAUAAAAGGUGUGUGGUGAAGAAUUAAUACCCUAGCUAUGUAUUUUUGAAUGAACAAAAAAAGAGCAAUAAAAGCUCUAGACAAGACAUCUAUUAAUUGCAAGAGAAAAUGAAUAAGAGUUUGAAAUUAAGGGUGGUGGGGGGGAUGAAAGAGACACAGGCAGAGUUAUAGCAGAUAAGUACCAUUAAAUACAUUUUCUGCAUUGCAGUUAAAAUGUAAAUAAAUAACUAUGCGAGAGAGGCAAAUACAUAAAUUUAGAAGUGGCAUAAAGUGUCGCUGAAAAAGGCUCAAUAUUUGAGUUUUUCGCAGAAAUGACUUAAAGACAAAUUCAAAAUGAGAUUAAAUUAAUUUUUUUCAUUGUGAUAAAGAGUAAUUUUGACAUUGUUAGUGAAACUUUAAAAGUAUUAUGCAAAUUUGCUCAUUUUGUUUUUAAAUCAUUAACUUUUUUCCUCUUUGAAAUUAUAAUAUCAUACCUUUCUUGUUCAACUUUUUUAGCCAAAAGAGAGAUUGUUUUUAUGAAAUGUUUGUUUUUUUUCUAUCGUGAAUUGAAAAGUGAAAAUCCUGUUUAGUAGAAAAAAUUUUUAAAAUGAAAUAUUUUAGGUGGAAAUGUCCCAAAAAAAAGACCCUUUAUUAACUGACUGAUUAUGUGCAAUAUGUAAAUUGUGGAUAAAAUUUAAGAUAAAUUACUUAAAAGAUUUUAGUGAAAAAAAAUUUAGAUAUUCUAAGGCUCAAAAUUUUAGUGACUGAAGACAAAAUUACCUCUAUAAAUAAAAAAAUUAGUUGAAAUUCAAUGGACCCAUUUGCAUCUCAUAAACGUGCCAAUUCAAAAUUAUAUUUCCCAUUUUUAAAUUUAGAAAAAGAAAAUUCAUUCUAUGCUGAAAAUUUCAUAUUUAACUUUUUUGUCUGAUACAUUUGCAUAAUAAAAUUUUCUACGCGACUUAAAAAUUUUUGCAUAUAGGAAGGAAUUCGAUUGUGAUGUGUCACAGUGAAAACGUCUGUUGUUUUUCAAUUAAGAACUCUACCCAUGCUUCAUGGAAGUUUCCAUGGAAAUAUUGAGUUCUAUGUGCUUUUUGGAAGCUCAAUACAUUGAAUCAUGCUAAAAUGGUUUUGGGAAAACAUUCUGUGAAAAAGCUAGCAAGCUCCUUUCACAUUUCAUUCGUGGUUUUUUCUUAAAAUCUGCACAAAAGCACCAUGCAAAAAUACAUUAUUGUCAAAAGAAAUUUAAAUGAAAAUUUCACGACAAUAGCCGCUUAAAUAUAUACAACAUCUCGGUUGACAACAUACAUAUCUUCCGCACUAUGAGCUUAAACUACAAUUUCUGCUCGCAAAAAACCAUAUGCUAAAAACUGCAUUUUCAUGAAAACUUUUGAAUUGAUUGCUCCUCUUGCUCCUUAUGUGCUCUCUCCACUUUAGAGAAAACUUUCAUAAAUAACACAUUAAAAUAUUGAUACAAUUCAUUGAUUGAUUUUUUAUGAAAAGAAAAUUAUCUGGAAAUGUUCACAUUGAAGUACUUAUUUAGGGGAAAUCGGGGAUACUUGAAGGGCUUGUACAUUUUUUUAAUAACCCUAAAAAAAAAAAUUCCAAAUUGAUUAAUUGCUAAACAAAGUAAUAAGAAAAGUUUGCCAAAAGGAUGUUUUUCGAUACAGAAUGUCAGAAAAACUUUUGUCAAAUUGGUAAAAAAUAUCCUUUUUACAAAAUUUUAACAAGAUCCAUUUGUUGUCAUCUUAACACUAAAUCUACCGACCAUUUUUAGUCGUUUUUCGGCCAAAUGACAAACCGCGUUACGGUAGGAUACUCAUCAAAUUUGUCUUGGAAAAGAGCAAAAAAUUAAAAUUUAAACACUAAAAAUGUAUUAGGGUAGACCGGGGCAGAAUUAGCCAGCAAAUAAAAUUUUUCAUUGCGUAUAAUUUGCAAGAAAAAUGUUUGUAACAUGCUGACAAAUAUUCCAAUGAAUUGGAAGGGAUGUGUUUUCUUCAAAUAAAUAGUGGUUUCUUCAAUAUUUCUUCUACGGUAGGCUAUGAUAUGCCACUGUCUAAUACCAUACAUGGCUAAUUCUGCCCCGGUCUCCCUUACAUGCAUAUUUUAAAAAAUUCAUAAAGUCUCUGAUAGUGACAUUGUACCGUUUAAAUAUAUGUUAAUUUUAAACCAUUCAAUUUGACCGGGUCUUGGUAGGUUUAGUGUUAAUAAAACUUUUCAGAGCAGGGUUCUACCUAGUAGAUGAUUGCCCCGUAUUGUACAUUUUUAGCUAUUGUAAAGUCUGAAAUAGGCUCAGGCUAAUCUUUGAGAAUUUUAGACUGUAAAAUUUGGUGGUAAAGGCUCAACACAAACUAUCAUACACUGAAAGUUUAGGGCAAGAGACAACAGGUUAUUUGCAUAAAUUUCCUCUGUCUGAUUUUUUUAUCGCCAUACUUAACGGAUUAAGGAUUUUCGAGGAUCAGCCUAAGACCUUUGACAGACUUACGACUUAAGCUGAGACGCGACUGGAUAAUUAUGAAAAAGUAGUUUAACCAUUAUUUCGAAUAUAAUUACGCUGAGCUGUCACUCGGCUGUCAAGGCCCUAAGUCAAUUUGAACUUUGGGGCCUAAAUUGGCUUUGACUCAGGGGCAUGACAUUUCCUAUGUUUUCCAUAUGUUUCUAGCGCUCCGAAAAAACUUACAGAAGUUAUGAUAUUAUAUAUAUUUUUAAUAAAAUCUUCAUAGAAUCCGAGUAAAAACCAUUUAAAUUCUAAACGUCUAAAUCUAACGUUUCGUUCGUAAGCUGUGAGGAUUUUAUAUUCAAUUUUAACCGUUUUGUGCUGCAACUGUGCGCUCUUUAUUUGCAAUUUUAACCUUUUCAUGUUGAUGCUAUGAGUGUAUUACAUACAAGUGAAAUCAUUUUAAGCUUAACAAUAUAUAUAAUAUUUUUUUUUUUUUUAAUUAGGGGUUCAUCAAUAAGAUGAUUGCCCCAUAUAUAUAAUAAUAUAACAUAUAAAAUUAACCGUUUUAUGCUGAAGCAGUGCCGAUUCUAGGACUUUAACCAGGGGCAUGACGUUUCCUAUGUUCUCCAUAUAUUUCUAGCGCUCCGAAAAAAACUUUUGGGUUUAUUAGGUGUUUUAUGUCAGUGCAGAAAGAAUAAGCAAAAAAUAUAUAUGCAAAAUAGAAGCCAACUUAAUAUUGAAUAGGCAACCGAAAACCCCAAAUUGGCAACCUACGUAGUUUUGGAGACAUCUCGUGAAGUUUGUACGAAAACAGGGAGAAAUUUACACUAAAAUCGGUCGUAUUUUUCAGAGCUAAUGUCCCCCUCCCUGGUUUGACUGAUCAUUGAGAAUAUUUAGUCUGUAACCUUUGGCAGUAAAUUUAUCCCAAACUGUCAUAGUUUUAGGGCUGAGAAUCAUCGAUUUAAAAGGUCCUUCGCAUAGCUUUCCAUUAUCUAAUCUUAAUGCAGUCAUAAAAGGCCAUAAAAGAAAUAAAAACUAAACCCAAUCCCAACAAUAUCUAAUGGACUUUUAUUUAUUGAAUAUUUUUAAAAAUAGGGGAACUUCAUGCAUCUUCGUAAAUGAUGUAUAAGUUUCAAGAUUUUUUUACUGAAUGCCACACAUGACGAAUUAAUUAUACCACUAUGCCAAAUAAAAUCUCUUGCUUUUUAGAUUCGUAAUUCUACUUCACAAAAUUCCCGGAAAUCCUUAGAUUGUCCUCCAAAGGAAAAUUAAAAAUUAGUGACAAUUUUUACGAAGCUGCUCCGGUUUGCUUAGCUUCGUACAAAUUUUUUUCCACCUAUGUACACCUUAUUUUCCCCGGAAAUAUUAGACCGUACCCAAAAAUUUGCACAUCGAGUGCUUAGAUGGAACUUUCAUGUAUAGUCAUUCGAGGAGAGUUGGAACAGUGGGAGAGAUGGACCACUUCGCCUCCUGCCUACACCCUAUGCAGGAUCUCCACCUCAUUUGGUCUAUUUGUCCCCUUCAACAUUCUAAUGAAAACCCCCAAGUUACAGCUUUCUACCUUUAAAAUUGUACGAGAAAAUUGAAAUUGAAUUUUUUGGAUGUCUGAAAAAUGGCCAGAAAUUUUUAUUUCGCCAUAAGAAUACGUGUAUUUGGGGGUUGAGGAAAGAUGGAACUUAAUAGUUUUGGCAACACAUCCGGUGUGAAUUUUGGUCAAUGUUCUUCAAAAUCUUUUCAAGUAAAUCUUAGAAAUUAUUUUCCCUAAAUUUGUGGUAAGACUGACUUCAUACACUCAGAGAAAUUGCCAUUGAAGUAUAUGAGCCAAAUAUUCCACAAAAUAAAUCUUUUAUACUGAAAAAAAUAAAAUAAACUCAAAUAAAUUCAAUGAAAUAGUGUUCAUUUUUAAAAUCCCUUCCCUCCUAUUCUAAAUUAAUAAAAUAAACUAUAAAUAUUUUGCUAAAAUUAGGGGUGUUCCAUCUCACCCUCAUUUUUUUUUUGAGUGCCUCAAAAUGCAACUUUUUUUUAAAUCCUAUUUUUCGAAGUGACUAUUUUCAUCUAGACUUUUCUAAUAUUGAUAUUAUAAAUUUAGAGUCUUCAAAUGAUAAACCAGUGAGAUUCGUCUUUGUCUCGCAUUCAAAACGUAUCCGCAAUAUUGAAUAUAAAAAGGUGUUCCAUCUCUCCUCGAAUGACUAUACUUGUUUUAAUCAUUUUUAGGAGGCAUCAUGCGUUUUAAAACCAAUUUCAUGCUAGGGUAAAUUAAGCUAAUUCAAAACCUACUCCAAAUGGAAAUUUUUCGCUACUUCAAAUGGAAACGUCAUUGUUUUCAUGAUAAAUACAGUAAUAAAUUAUUAUAUUUAUAUAUUUUCUAUACCGCAGUUUCAUUAUCUAGUUAAUUUUGCUCCAAAUAAAGCGAAAAUCCAUUCAUAUUUACAAAUUUUAAUUUGUCAGAAAAAUUAAAAGUGUACCUUUUCACCAUCGAAUUUUUCAUAGAUUGACCAUGCUUUCCAAAGAAAACACAAUGAGAUGAUUGUUGUUUAUUCGUUUUGUUUAACAUUUAUGUCAUAUUUCUGGCUAAUUUUAGUUAAAUUAAGUGCUAAUCUUUAUUGUUAACGGUACGUGAAAUUUUCUAAUGAAAUAAUUACCUAUUUCGUGAACAAAAAUCAAGUUCCACAGGAUAAAUUUUUAAAUGAAAAUUUCAGGAAUAUAGUUUGAAUGUUGUACUUUUAUAUGCCUAUUUACUGAUGCCCUACCUUAAAUUCAACUCUUGCUACGGCCCUGUUUGGGGACAAUCCUCCAAUUUAGUCCCCUGGUUAAUAAAAUCCUGGCUACGCCUUUGAAUAAUGGUUGCUCAAUGGAUCAAGUGGUAGAGCACUCGCUGUAUGAUUCAAGUAUCCUAGAGGCGAAUUCUCUCCAGGACAUCAAGAAUUUUUCAGAUAACAAAGGUGUUAGAAAUGCACUUGAUUCCAUGGAGCAGGGGUCAGAUAACCCCAUUCCAUUAAUUGUAUAAGGCGUGGUUCCCCUACGGAAUAUUGUAAUAGAACUAUUUAUUAUUUCUUUUAAAAUAGAGAAACCACGAAAAAACACCAUUUCCAGUACACUGAGAAAAAAACGGGGGUGUAAUUAAUUUUUUUCCUCAUAACUUUAACACUUUUAAGGUGUAAAAAUAUAUCAACAUUUUUUAAUGUUAAUUUUACACCUUUUUAAGGGUAAAAAUAUCAUGAUAAAGGGUAACUUUAACCCCUAAUACACAUAAAAAGCAUAAUAUUUACACCGAUUUCGGAUCAAUACUGCAGGGUAAAAUUAACAUUUCCGGAAUGUUAUUUUAACUUUUUCGGAUUUCUCUCAGUGUAUGGACAUAUUACUUUUCUGUAUGAUCAUCCCUUCAAUGCACAAUUCUUUUUAAUUGCUGUACAUGCUGUGCACAAAUUGAUAAUUUGCAGCAAGACAAGGAUUUUAAUGCCAAAAGCAAUGGGAAAAAAAUGAAAAGUCCCUGAACAUAAAAUAGCUUUUACACUUGAAUUGUUGUUAAAUGUAUCGAAAAAGAUAUAUACACAUCUAUCGUUUUCCCGAGAUGACGAUAAAAAAAAAGGAACACACAUGAAAAUCGACAUCGUAUGGGAAAAUUGCAACAAUUGGAAUAUAAUCACGAUUUCCAUUUACUCUUUGACUGAGAUAUUAGAAUUUAUGGGAAUGGAAUUAUGUGGCAGGCAAAGAAAAAAAAAAGACGGAGAGAAGCAGAGUAUCUCGUUAAAAUUGUAAUAUGGCAUGUGGGAGUAAAAUUCUUUAACUUAUUACCGUUCCAACGGAGUCUUCUAAAUUUUUCUCCUUUUUAAUUUACCCUUAAAUAUAUUACAACGUGGUAUUUUUGUGCAGAGAGGAAACUUUUCUAAUCGAAUUUGAAAAUGACGUCCCGGUGAGUGUAAAUGGGGUGCAGGAAAGGUGAUCAUUUUCAAUUAAUUUUACUGUUUUUACCAAAAUGUGUUUUCAUCUAGCAGCAAAAUGUUGCUAGAGGUGAAAAUGUUUCUUAUUUUUUAUUGUAAAUGUAAUUACAAAAAUUGUAGCAAGAGAAAAAGACAUAUUUAGGACAUGCAACAAAAAAAAAUGAGGAAAAGAACUUUUGAAAAUGAGAAAAAGACUUCCAAUUUUAGGGAGUAUCAUGUUGAUUGCCAAUGUAGUGAAAAAUGUGGGAAUGAUCUCUCUUAAUUCAUUUUUAAUUGCUCACUAAAAUUGUAUAAAAAAAAGGUUAUUUCCAUUUUGUGAAAUAGUGAGAUAAAGAAUACCUUUGUAUUUAGGAAAAGAUUCUCGGUAAAAAAGAAAUGCAGCUGGAAAGGAAAGUUGAAGAUGAGAGAAGAAUAAAAAUGACUAAUUUGUUAAGUACAUGAAUAAAGUAUAAAAGAAAAAGAAAAUAUAUAUAAAGUGGAAGGAAUAAAUAAUUAAUAUCUUAGAGAUGAAAUUAAUAAGUCAAAGACAUUUUUACUGGUGACGUAAUGAUGAAAAAUUUUCAACAGAAAAAAAAACACAGACAAAAAAACAGUGAAGAAAAUAAAAUGAUAAAUAACUGCAGAAAUAACAAGAAAACAAAAAAAAAGGAAUAAACUGUUAAGAGAUGAUAUCUUUCAGUGGAAAAUUUCGUAUUAACUUCCUCUCCCCAUGGAUAAUUAGCAUUUUGUUGCUAUGUGGCAUAUGUGUUAAUGGAAUUUGUAAUAUUUGGAGCUGAGUCAAGGUCUCGGGAGUCAUUUUGCAAUCAUCUGGAUGGUGAUUUCUCAUCCGGCACCUCCUCCACCAGACAUCGAAUGCUUUUUGCCGUCUCCGCAGCACUCACUUUGACCCAAUAUUGGAUGGAUUUCCAUGUGCUCUUGACAACAUCUGGAUUGUCGUCUGGAAAUUAGAUUAUGCGAUUGUUGGAUCAAGUUUAGAGAAAUUUAUCAUAUCUUCAGCUGUUCAGUCGCGUGUCUUUUGUGGAUGUGUCAGCACAAGCUUAAGGAUGAAGCUCAGUUUGUGCCUUGUGAUUUUUAUUGAGUGCCUGUGUACUGUGAGAUGUGUUAUCCCUUCUGUUGGUGAUACGAGAUCACAGAGGGAAUCAUUAGUUAGGAAGUACCUAAAGAAGAAGGAAGGAGCUAUAAAGCUGGUUGGAGGCAGCGGAAAUCACGAAGGCAAUGUGGAAAUCCUCCACCGUGGAAGAUGGGGAGCUGUCUGCGAUGAUGAAUGGGAUUCAAAUGAAGCAAAAGUUGUUUGUCAGCAGCUUGGAUUUUCCGGCCAUGUCAGGCCAACUCAUAGUGGCUAUUUUGGCGCAGCAAGAAGAAAGUUUUGGAUGGACAAUGUUGAGUGCACGGGCAAAGAGCCGGAACUAAUUGGUUGUCGCUUUGAUGGUUGGGGUCUGAGCGACUGUGAAGAGAACGAAGCUGCCGGGGUCGUAUGCAAAGCACCACCUACACCGUCAACAGCAAAAAAUCUCACACGCACCGUGAGACCGAAGUACCGCAUAAAGACCGGACACAGCCUCCAGAUGAGAUUAGUUGGUGGUCGUUUCCACGGCGAGGGACGCGUAGAGGUGCGACUGGAUGAAGUGGGCCCUUGGGGUGCAAUUUGUGCCGAUGGAUGGUCACUCCUAGAAGCAAAUGUUGUAUGUAGAGCCCUGGGAUUGGGAUAUGCCAGUUCUGCCCUUCAAACGGACUUUUUCACACCCACCAAUACCACCCUCAAAAUUCUUCUGUCUGGCACACAAUGCUAUGGGAAUGAGACUCAUCUUCAGGAUUGCAUUCACCAUGAGAUUCACCUGGCGGACGUUCACUGUUCCACUGCGCAGAAGAAUCACAUUGCAGGAGUAAUAUGUGAGAAAAAGAUGGCAGAUCUUGUCUUGGACACUGUUGAGAUUCAGCAGACAGCUCAUCUCGAGGACCGUCCUCUGUAUUUUCUGCAGUGCGCCAUGGAGGAAAAUUGCCUGGCAUCUGAGGCCUAUGAGAUUCAGAAGACGGAUCCCAAUUGGCAUCUGACUACGAGACGGCUCUUAAAAUUUACAGCAAAAGUUCGCAAUGAUGGAACAGCGGACUUUCGGUCCCAUAUCCCCAAAGAGCAGUGGGAAUGGCACAUGUGUCACAUGCACUACCAUAGCAUGGAAGUCUUUGCCACAUUCGACGUCAUUGAUGGUAAAGGAAACAAAAUCGCCGAGGGCCACAAAGCCUCAUUCUGCUUAGAGGACAAUCAAUGUGACGAAGGAAUUAGAGCCACAUACUUUUGUGCCAAUUAUGGGGAUCAAGGAAUCUCCGUGAAUUGCACCGACAUUUAUAGAUACAAUAUCGAUUGCCAGUGGGUGGACAUUAGUGAAAUUGAUUAUGGCACCUACACGCUCAAGGUAUCUGUUAAUCCUGAGUUCAAAGUGGCUGAAAUGUCUUUCGACAAUAAUGCAGCAACUUGCACUUUUUUCUACGCCGAGAGCUUUGCCCGUGUCUACGAUUGUAAAAUGGGUCGACCAUAGUUUCCGUGAGUGCCUCUUGAAUUAUUUAUAUUGGGAGAAAAAUACCAUU